AUGUCUACUGGCUCAACCACAAACCCUCACCACAACGCAGUCCCCUCCCAUGAUGCGUCCACAGUCAUUGCCCUCCACACACACAAUUGUGUGAAGCUUACAAACAUCAACUACCCUGCAUGGCGUGUCCAAAUUAACGCCUUACUUGUUGGUUAUGAUCUCAUCGGCUUUGUUAAUGGCACCAAGCCGUGUCUGGCUACGACUGCUGAUACGUACACUACCUGGUGCCGUCAAGAUCAGCUAAUCCUUCACGCAAUAAUAUCUUUUGUGGAUCCAAUCAUGCACCUCAAGGAGCGUCUCUCUCGGUUCUCCAAAGGGUCCAAAACCAUGAUGCAGUAUCUCCAUGAUAUAAAAUCCAUGGCAGAUGAGCUCGCAUUGAUUAAUGCUCCCCUUGAUGACGUUGAUUUGGUCAUCCAUGUAUUGAAUGGACUGGGUUCUGAUUAUAGGGAAAUUGCAGCGGCUGUAAGAGCUCGCGAACACCCCCUUGGCUUCGAGGAGCUCCAUGAUCUCCUCAAUGACUUUGAUUCCUACCUUCAACGUGACGUUCCGUCAUCUGAACCGUCGUCGGUAAUCACGGCACAUCCAACGCAGAAGCAGCGUUCGUUUCCAGGAAAGCAGCGUGGUCAUCCCACGUCAAAUGAUGGCAACUACGGCAACUCCAAACGUCCCGUAUGCCAGUACUGUGAGAAGCCGGGUCAUACGGCUAAAAACUGCUUCAAAAUUAACCCACCAAGACGUGGUGGUCAAGGCUCUGCCCGUCAGGCUCAUAUGGCAUCUCGCUCCGUUCCCUCGGAUUGGAUUGUAGACUCUGGUGCUACACAUCAUAUAACAAAUGAUCUUGGUAGUUUACAACUUACUACCCCAUAUUAUGGUGACGAACAUGUUGUUGUGGGUGACGGCUCCUCCCUUCCUAUAACUCACACUGGACUUGAAGACAAGGGUGCCUCUGCUCAAAGGUCGUCAUAA
Striga hermonthica is the source of this 966-nucleotide messenger RNA. NCBI's taxonomy places the organism in Eukaryota, Viridiplantae, Streptophyta, Magnoliopsida, Lamiales, Orobanchaceae. The record is from the annotation of a GenBank genome assembly.